AUGAAAAAUCUUAUUUGUUACACUUAUUCAUCAUAUAGGGAUUGGAUUCAUAUAUAUAAAGAGAAUAAUAAAAACCUUACCUAUAGUAAAGCUGUGAAUACACUUGUAAAGAGCCUUCGUAAGAUUGCUAAUAAAAGUUCAAAUUCUGCAAAAAUUCAGAAAGCUAAAAAUCUUCUAAAUGUGAAUAUUUGUCCUUAUAUGGAAAAUGUCCUUUGCAAUAAUCUUUUAGAUAAUUGUGGUUGUUCACAACAAGAAAAACAUAACUUUUAG
Funneliformis mosseae is the source of this 270-nucleotide messenger RNA. The record is from the annotation of a GenBank genome assembly. Lineage: Eukaryota; Fungi; Glomeromycota; Glomeromycetes; Glomerales; Glomeraceae.